CCUCCGGCGGAGGGACGAGUCCUCCCCUCCCGGCCCGCCUCUCGGUGUCGGGCAGGGCCGGCACAGCGGGCCGAGGGGCCGGGGGGCAGCGGCAGAGGGCAGGGGGCGGCCGGCUGAGGGGAGCCGCCGAGCCGGGAGGCAGCCGGGGCGGGCAGGUGCAGCGGCGGCAGGCUGAGGGGUUCCUGAAGGGAGAUUAAUUAAAAUUACCGCGUGCUGCUCGAGGUGGGUGUUUUGUGGGUGUUUUAUGGGGUGAAGUUCGGACUUGUGCCCUUUCGGGGUGGCUGGCACACGCUGGAGCUGAGCCUGCAGGUUUAAAAGCCGAAUCCCGAAAUGAGGAAGUUUUUUUUCGUGGAGCCGGUCAUUUUCGUCUACAUGUUUGCUUCCUACUUGACCAGCCCGGUGGUGCAGCAGUUUAUUUACCGGCGGCUGUGGGAGGAGGAGUACAAUUCCACUUUCAUUAGCAGCAGCAAUACCAGUUCCUGUGAGCAAAACAAAAGUAGCCCGGCUUAUAUCAAGCAGAAGGGAGUUCAAGAAAAGACUUCUCUAUUUAAUAUGCAGCUGGACUUAACUGCGGCAGUUCCCAGCCUUGUAGUUGCCUUUAUCAUUGUAGCUAACGGAGAUCGCCAGGGACGAAAAAGAUCUUUAGUUUUACCAUCAGUGGGAGCUUUGAUUGCAGAUAUUUUCCAGACUUUAAUAUCAUAUUUUUCCUUGCCACUCUCUGUCCUAUUUGCGGCUACGUUUAUUUCUGGACUGUUUGGGAGUAUGGCAACUUUUCUUGGAGGAGGCUUUGCUUAUAUAGCGGAUUUGUGUCAUGACGAGAAGCAGAAAACAACGCGAAUAGCUGUGGUUGACUUGAUUUUUGGAGUUGUAUCUGGAUUGGCAGGACUGUCUUCUGGCUACAUUUUAAGAGAAAUGGGUUUUACGUGGACAUUUGGGACGGCAUCUCUGCUUCAUGUUGUCAAUAUUAUCUAUAUUAUAUUUUUUCUGGAAGACACAGUAAGCAUAUCUGAAUCCCAGCAACAAGCACAAGUAUCUUUUAAAGAACUUCUAAAAGAAACGUUUUCUGGAGUGUACAUGCUUUUUAAAACUGCCCCUUCUAAAAAGAGAAUUUUAAUAAUUGUGUUACUUUUUACAUUUAUGACUUACUUGUUUACCGUGUUUGGUGGGAGUUCGCUUUUUACACUGUAUGAACUGAAUGAGCCACUCUGCUGGAAUGAAGUAUACAUCGGAUAUGGAGCAGCUGCAUUCACUUCUGUCUCUCUGACCAGUUUUUUAGGAGUUUACUUUUUUUCAAAAUGUCUCAAAGACAUUUAUAUUGUAUUUAUUGGGAUAUUUUCUUACAUUGGAGGAAUAGUCAUGGCUGCCUUUGCCAAAACAACACUGCUUAUGUUUCUAGUAAGAGUGCCAUCUUUAUUCUGCCUUAUGCCUGUUCCUGUUCUCCGAUCCAUGCUGUCAAAAGUGGUUCUCCCCAGUGAACAGGGUGCUGUGUUUGCUUGUAUUGCCUGUUUAGAAGUUGUGACCGGCACUAUUUCCCUUUUAGUUUUUAAUGUUCUCUAUGCAGCUACCGUUGCAUGGUUUUCAGGCUUUAGCUUCCUCUUCUCAGCAGGCUUUUGUCUAAUUCCACUGGGUGCACUGUGCUGGCUUCUGUGCACAAGCUGGAAUGGGGAGGACUUGGCUCUGCUUGUACCUGACGAAGUAUCCAGCAUAGACAGUGUUGAUAGUUGAACAAAGGAUUCAGCUACCUGACUUUUAUCUGACGUGCAGUGGCAGAGACCACAUGUCUUACCGAGACCACAGAGAUAACACACAAGUUGCAGAUGAAAUCUACAACUAGCACUGAAUUGGUAGCACUCUAUAUCCAGUCUCUUUUUAGCACUUAGAUAAAACAAUCUCCUGUACCUAACUAUGCAAGUAGGCUGGCAAUGGAGAUUUUCAUGCUGCUUUCAGCAUGGAGAAAAAGUAAGGUAGGAUGACACUCUUUCGCCACUUACCCAUUCUCAAGUUUGAAAAUGUCAGCUGGGGAUUGUGAUACAUCUUGUAUCGUUCUAAGUGGGGUGACAGAGAUAAGUUUAUCAGCCCCUUUCCCAGAGGGUGUUGGCAAUUCUCCUGAAGCCGCUGGAGCUCAUGCCAGCUGUGCGUGCAGCCCACUGUGUACAUCUGAAAAGGUCUGUCUUAACUGGGGAAGCCCACAAAACUGUCUAAAAUUACUAAACCUAAAGGUACUUUUUGUUUUCUUUCCGAAAAACUGGAAGCAAUACUUGUACCUGCUGUAAGGAGACUGCUCUGCAGUUAGCAAAGAAUGUUUGUGCAAGUUUAAUGUAUGAUGUGUGGACCUCGCCUGUGACUUAGUUCUUGAAAUAGAUUUUCACGCAGAACAGCCAUACUUAGAAAAUUUCCAGCUUGCAGAGUGUGAAGUUAGGCCUAUGCCUACAUUUUACAGAGGCCAUAUUGCACAUUUAUUUUUACAUUAUAAAUUUCUCAUUGUUUUUUAUAUAUUAGGGACUACAUACAGACAAGUCUAUUUUUUUGUCCCAUAGAUGUCUUCCAGCUAAGCUGGCUUUAAUGAAGUUGUUUUUUUGUUUGUUUGUUUUUUUAGUGAAACGCUGUAAUAGAAUUAUUUUCAGAAGAUCUUUUAUUAUUUUUUUAAUAAUUAAAAAAAAAAUCUGGACCACAUAUCUAAGCAUUUGCAAUGAAUGCAAUAAUUUAUUAGCAUUUGAAUAGCAUUUCUUAUCUCCCAAUCGCUUUACAAAUGCUAUUGUGAACCUCCCUCCACAAUAGAUACUAUCCUCCCUGUUUCAGAGACAGAGAAAUCGACAGAGCCACAGGGCCACAGUGCAAAUCGGUGAGAGUGCUAACCCUAGAAAUCAAUCUCUGUGUUGAUUCUUCAGCUUUUUGUUUGAGUUCUAUAUGUAGAAACUAGCCGGAGCGUUAGCUUCUGGAAUGCACAGCACAGCAGAAGUGUGAAUGUAAACACCAUGUUGAAGACCACAGCCAUGUAUUGUUUUCAGACUGAGUUUUACAGACAAUGUUGUCCUCAUCCCUGAAAGUACAGGUAGGUAGUAUGUGACUUUCUACUCCUACAAACAAUUAGAUAGAAAAAUCAAAAGAACAGUAAGUGGUUGACAUUUACAGGUGGAAAAUUCUAGGAAAACAACUGUGAUAUGGGAACUGACUUUGCUUGCACAGUGUGUGAUAAAAAUGAAGACAGCCAUGAGGAUGUAGCAUAUGCUGUAUGAUCAAAGAUCUACUUACAGCCAUUAAUACUUGUCCCAUCAACAGAGUACUUCUCAGAGGUACUCCAACAACAAAUAUUAGCACGUCAUCAUGAUGAUGCUAUUGCAGAUCCUUUCUGUUUGAACAAUAUUGUUUCCAUACUGCACAUCUUGAUCACUGAGAUGUUUGCAAGAGGGGUCAAAUAAGGUAAAUGAGAGUUUAUAUUAUCCAUGAAAUUGUAGAAUGGCUUAGGUUGGAAGGAGCCUUAAAGGCCACUCAGUCCUAACCCCUUGCCAUGGGCAGGGACACCUCCCACCACACCAGGUUGCCCAAAGCCCCAUCCAGCCUGGCCUUGAGCACCUCCAGGGAUGGGGCAUCCACAGCUUCUCUGGGCAGCCUGUGCCAGGGCCUCACCACCUGAAUCCAGGGGAAUGCUAUUAAACAUAGCCUGCCUUUACAUUUCUGUCCUUAUGGACCAAGGCUGAUGUUGCCAAUUUAAGUUCAUUAGCUUUUUCUAGCUACUUUAUAUACUAGCCAGUAAAUAAAACUGAUGAACUCUCUUCUCCUGAGGUGUCUGAGUUGCUGACAAGUUGCUGAAAUGAGCUGUGUUUUAGAAUAAUCACUGGGUCCAAAACACUGCAAGUAAUUGGAAAGAGUUUAAGAAUACACUCAUGUAAGGGAUUUCAGCACAAAGACUACAUUGUCAUCCUUUCCUCUUCAUUAUGCAGUUUUGUAAGACUUCAUGAAAUUAACUAUUUUGCACAAAAUGCCUGGAAAAAGUAAAAACAAGUGAAAAGGGUAUAUGCCCUCACUUCUUCAACGCAGACCUCUGCCAGCACUCUACAGGUAGCAACAAAGUAAGCCAGUUCCACAGCAGCAUUCAGUUUGAGGACGAGAAGGUGCACGUGCACUUUGGGAAUGGCUUUGGUAAGGUUUGAUUUUGCUGUAUCAAGUAUUGGCUGUUUGCAGAGUAUUUCUGGUGGACACAGAAUGUGAGUUCAGAUCAAAGCACAUCAAUACAAAUUGUGUUUUUAAAGUGUAUGGUACAAGCUAAGGAAAUUAGGUACUAAUGUGCUUCAUAUUAUUAAAUCAAAAUCCUCCACGUUUGUUGUAGUUGUUUUAUUUCUAUACAAAUGCAAUGAUUUAGACAAAUUAAUAGCAAAAUUUGGUCUUUUGAACUGUGUUGUAUGUAGUUCUUGAUACGGCUUUUGACAAAUGCCCAACAGGAGGACAGGUGGGGUACUGUUAUGUGAACAGAAGCAGCAGCACUAUGGCAUCGUCUAUUUUUGCAGUGAUAACAAGCAAACAGUGGUGCAGGAAGACGUGCUUCUGCUUUCCUUCAGUGCUGGGGAGAGGCAAGGCUGCUGCCGAGAACAUCAGCACUGAUAGGAGGUGGGGAACUGCAGAGCAGGGACAACAUUGCUGCCUGCAAGAAGUCAGGUUCAGGACAUGGGUAGGAAACUUGCGGCAGCUUUAAGCUUACUGUAAAGUACUUAGCCUCAGCCCUGUUUGACUCCCAUUACUUUAACAGCAUACCACAUAAAUUCUUGAUGUGCCUCUUAAAUAGACCAUUUGCUUUCCAGCCUGGCUAACCCUUAAAAGUGGCUUCCUUCAGGCAUGAUGAACAAUGAAAUUUCCUUGCUCUGAAUAUGGCUCGAUCUCACUGAAGAUAAAGUAUACUAAACCUUGAACAAAACCACCUAGAAAUUAAGGCAGGCUUCCUAAUAUGUCCACUCUGCUUUCACUAAUAAGAAUCUCUAAUAAAUUACUUGUCUUAAUGUAGUUUUGCUCAGGUGCAACAGCAUCCAGCUUUCAACCUGCACCAGGAAAGGCUGACCAGCUACAUAAGCAGAGGCAGGAAGUUUAGAAAGUAGCAGUCCUUGAACAACUGGGCCAACUGUUUUCUGCACACCCAUUCCUGGAACAGUGCCGGUAGGAAGGCAGACCUGAAAAUCCUCCUACGGUAUCUUAGAUCAUCCCAGACCUGCCUAGGUAAUCUCUUAGCCUUUCUGGCCUGACCCAGUUUGCUUUACAACAGCUUACUCUUGCUUUAUACAUAAUUGCCAAGAAACUCAAGCCAUUUAUAAAUUAGCAGCCAAUCCCACUAGCCAAUGAAGUAUACCAGUUCACAGAAAGAACAGCAACAUAAGAUAGUGAGUAGGUUUGUCCUUUAAAUUUAUUCGUCCCAUUGUUUAAGUUCACUGAGGCAAAAAACACAAGUCUUAAUUUGUAUUUCAUAGCAAAAACCUCUAAUCUCUCCAACUCUCAAUAGGCAAUUUUCACUCUUAAAUGAAUACAUAUAAAGUAAAUAAAACAUCCAGUAAAGUA
Anas platyrhynchos (mallard) is the source of this 5541-nucleotide messenger RNA. It is a transcript of the gene SLC46A3, whose product is annotated as solute carrier family 46 member 3. The record is from RefSeq and is a predicted model, not a curated record. Gene Ontology annotation, cellular component: lysosomal membrane. Gene Ontology annotation, biological process: vacuolar transmembrane transport. NCBI's taxonomy places the organism in Eukaryota, Metazoa, Chordata, Aves, Anseriformes, Anatidae. Gene Ontology annotation, molecular function: transmembrane transporter activity.